CACAUCACCACCAAUCCUUCCCUCUCCCCUCCUCCAGCUCCCCACCACCACGCACUCCAGCAGUUGCCGAUAUCUGCUGAAUCGCUACACCUCCGCACUCUAAAUCACCUCAGACCAUCAAUCCCUCACAAUGGCCGCUGUCGCCCCCAUCACCGGCAUGCUCCGCCGGAACCUCGUCCUUGACCUGAGCACCGCUUUCGGUUUCGGUACUACCUUCGGCUACCUCUGGUGGUACGGCUACCACCUCCCCCGCGUCCGCGCCCGUGACAACUACUACGUUCGUCUGGAGCAGGAGCGCGCCGCUGCCCAGGAGUAAAUUUUCGAAUCAUGACCCAUGCAUGAACCUCGCUCGACUGGAUUUGUCAAGGAUAAGCCGAUGAUGCUUUGUUUCGUUUCGGUCCGUUUCUCGUUAUAGAUGUCUAGAAGGAAUGAGACUGGUGUUGUUGGCUCAUUGGUUGGGUUGGGGACAUGUUAUGGGAGUGAGUCAGUGAGGUUGAAUUGAAUGUGAAGUAUUUGAUUUGAGGCUUGCAGUUACUAUGGGUUAGUUGUUUGAAUAGGGUUGUAUAUAUACUGGUUUUGUGUCCGGUGGUAAGUUUGUAGAUUUUGGUACUUGUGUAUGCGCGUGUGCUGGGUGUAUAGUGCUACUAGGUAGUAGUAUCUAUCUACCCCAGAGCCAGAUCAGUAGGUUAAGUAGCACUACCCAUACUGUGGGUUACUACAGACAGGAAAACCAAUCAAGUCAUUUCUU
Messenger RNA from Aspergillus caelatus, 748 nucleotides. Its product is annotated as cytochrome c oxidase subunit VIIa. The record is from RefSeq and is a predicted model, not a curated record. Gene Ontology annotation, biological process: mitochondrial electron transport, cytochrome c to oxygen. The coding region runs from base 131 to 316 and encodes 61 amino acids. The transcript is spliced from 4 exons. Lineage: Eukaryota; Fungi; Ascomycota; Eurotiomycetes; Eurotiales; Aspergillaceae.